AUGAUUAAUGAUGGACAAAUAUUUGAUCAAAAGAAAGAAUUAUCUCGAAGGGUUUUUACUGAUGUUUUCCUAACAUUUACAAAUCUAGCAUAUCUUCAAUUAGGUUUUCAAGAUUAUGAUUCAUAUUUAUCAAUUUCAGCUGUACAUUUGCCAUUAUCAGCAUGCUAUUCAUCUCAUAUUGUUUGUUUAAAUAUAAAAAUUUUUGAUUUUGAUCUUUGUUAUUAUUUACUUGAUGGACGUCUUAGUCAAUUGAAUACAUUUAUUGUUCAUGUUUACCGGAUUCGACAAACAUUAAUGAUCAACAAAAAUAAGAAAAUUGUUUCAAAUCUCAAAUUUUUUUCAUUAAUUUCAUUAAAUCGAACAACUGUAUAUGAUAAUCUAAUUGUACCGUUUAUUAGCCAAAUGUUUUAUUUGGAAAAACUCAUAUUGUCACUUAUUGUGUAUAAUCGAAGAUCAUUCGUCAAUGGUAAUUCAUUAGUUUAUGAUAUACUUAGUCCAAUGUUAUAUCUGCAUACAUUUAUCUUCAAUAUCAUUACUGAUGGUGUUACAAUACUUGAAGAACUUAUUCAGCCACCUAAUGUUCUAAGUCAUGCUCUCGUUGAAAGAGGAUAUGAUUUAAACUGUUAUACUGACUACAAUCCAUUAAGUAGAGGUCAAUAUCAUAUUUAUUCCCUUCCAUUUGUUAUGGAUUGCAUGCAUAUACAUUCAAAUAAAUUUCCUGUUGGUUUGUUUCGUACUGUUCGUUGCCUAUACAUAUACGAUUUUGUUCAUCCAUUUGAACACGAUUUUUUUCUUUGA
Adineta steineri is the source of this 798-nucleotide messenger RNA. The record is from the annotation of a GenBank genome assembly. Lineage: Eukaryota; Metazoa; Rotifera; Eurotatoria; Adinetida; Adinetidae.